Effrenium voratum is the source of this 2553-nucleotide messenger RNA. The record is from the annotation of a GenBank genome assembly. Lineage: Eukaryota; Dinophyceae; Suessiales; Symbiodiniaceae.
AUGGUGCGUGAUUGCUUGGCGGAUGACUUCAAAGCAUUCCUGGAUCCACGCGAGUACGUAGCAAUCGGCCGACGAGGCGGUGCAGGUCACGCGAGAUACUCGGAUUUACGCCUGCCUGGCCGAUGGCAAGGCUUCACUUUCUUGCACCACGACCCACUGCGAAAACGCCAGGAUCGGGACUACCUGCAGCGUUGCGUUCAAAGAUUCAGGCUUGCCGUCAAAUCACCUGGCAAGAAGCUCUUGGUGAUUUGCUGCCUGGUGGAUUCUAUGAAAAGCCUACAACAGCUUAGACAGAACGCUGCAGAGCCAGCAAGCGCUCAAAGUCAGCUUGGCGACAAAGCGUCCUGGGCGUAUUUUUCUCCAAGCGAAGUGUGCAAGCUGUACGACGCGCUCAGAGACUUUGGCACUUCAGACUUUCGGUUGGUUGCUGCGGUUUGGUGCGUGGGCAAUGCUUCUUCUGCUCAUGGGACGCCGCUUGUGGUGGAAAUACCUUUGUCCCAGUUGCGGCGAAAAGAGGGAGAAUCAGGCGAUGGUGCAGGAGGCGAAACGGGGGGAUUCCAUGGGAGUGCCGCGAUGUUUGAGAUUCAUUUGUCAGCUGACGAUGCGGAGUUGGAUCCCUUCAAGUUCUUCCACCACUCCGGAAACGACGAGGUCUUCAGCGAGGUGGUGCUUGGCACUGCGGCGGUGUGUGCGGAGGAUGAACUGGAUUGCUUUGAGCCGUCGGGUUACAGGGACAGCCUCAGGCAAAGCCCAGCUGAAGGCAAUGAGCUCUGUCAGUGGUGUAAGGCUGGUUUUCCCAGCAGGAAUGCUUUGUUUGCGCACAUCCGCAGUUCGACGGCGUGCCUGGGGAUGAUCUCCGAAGCAGACGCAUCCGGUUAUUUGUCCUUGCUUAAGCCACGCGAUCCGCAGCUCAUUGCCAUUCUGAUAGGGGUUGAUCUGUCAUGGGCUCACUGUAUGCAGGUCCUCAACGACAAAAUGGCGUGUUGUGGAGAGGGAGCGUCUCUGAUUCUUCACGCGAGCGGAAGCCAUUUCUGUCCAACAGUUGCAACGCCAGUGCUUGCAAGAUUGUCAUCUGGAAUGACCGGAGAUGCUUUGAUGGAUCGCUUGAGAGCUGAGCUUUCGCAGACAGCUCUGAUUCUGCAUAGCUGCAUCCCUGUCAACAAAGCAGUGCUGCAGGAGUGGCAGCAGAGCGAUAUGCUUCAACAUUUCGCAUACCUCCUUCCAUUCGCAGCAUUGUCCGGUGGAAGUGAUCAGCCCUGCGAUUUUGAGCAGCGGCGCGACAUCUACCGCAACUUCAAGGCGGCCAUGGCGGAAGUCCAGGCUGCUUCCGACGGACUCGGACCCCGAGUCCAGCUGAAGAUGACCCAGCGGGCCACGCUGAAGGAAGAGGAGUUUGUGGUGGUGAAGAUCGCCGGGAAGGAUGGCAAAAGCACCUUCCGCGUGCCGGUCCAUCUUGAACUGGUGAAGAAGGUUGGCGCUGGCGCGUAUGGUUGCGUUGCCUCUUUCAAGGACAAAACAUCAGGAGAGAAGAUCGCGGUGAAGAAAAUCACCAAUGCGUUUGAUGAUCUGGUUGAUGGGAAGCGCAUUCUGCGUGAGGUCAAGCUCCUGAGGCAGCUAGACCACGACAACAUCAUCCGAAUCCUCGACAUGUAUCCCCCAACGGGGCCAGAGUUUGAGGACAUCUACAUAGUGACUGACCUCAUGGAAACUGAUUUGCACCGUGUCAUAUAUUCGAAGCAGCCUUUGACCGAGGAGCAUCAUCAGUAUUUCGUGCAUCAGUUGCUGCGGGGCUUAGCGUACUUGCACAGCGCGCACAUAGUGCACCGAGACAUCAAGCCGUCGAAUCUUUUGGUGAACAAGAACUGUGACCUGAAGAUUUGCGACUUCGGACUUGCUCGGGUUCUGGCAGAGGCGGAAGACGCAGGGCGCACGGACUACGUGGUGACCCGCUGGUAUCGUGCCCCAGAGGUGAUGUUGCUUUCGUCUGAGUACACAGUUGCCAUUGAUGUGUGGGCCGUUGGCUGCAUUCUUUAUGAGCUGAUAACACGUCGGCCCUUGUUUGCAGGCAAGGAUCAUGUGGAUCAGAUUCGGAAGAUCAUCAGCACCCUGGGCACGCCCACGGAGGCUGAGACGCAGUGGCUGCCGGAAGGCGGCACGGCGCGGUCGUUCCUGGUGAAGUGCACUCCGGCGCCAAAGGUUAGCUGGAAAGCACUCCUCCCCACGGCCAGCGACAGUGCCAUUGAGGUUGUGUCGAAGAUGGUGACCUUUGAUCCGAAUGUUCGCAUCAGCGUGGCCGACACCUUGCGACUGAAGUAUUUCGAUCACUUGUUUGAGGAGGAAGACCUGGUCCACGACACAUGCACCAAAAAGAUCGACUGGAGCUUCGAUAACUUCGAGCCCACCAAACCGCUUCUACAAAGCUACGUCUACUGCGAGCUGGCAAGCUUUCACCCAGAGAUAGUUGAGCGUGACAAGCACUUGCUUGCUGCAAAAGGCAUCGACAAGUUGUUGGAGGCGGCUCCCCGACCGAAGGCUGACUCUCUUCGACUCUGA